CCUUGAAUUCUCUUCACAGAUAAAGGAAACUCACGUCUCUGUCUCUGCCUCUUUCUGUUUCAUGCCCAAAAUGAUCUGCAUUUUCUAAGUUCUCUCUCUCAAACCCACACUCUCUCUUUCUACAAUGGAGAACGGUCUACACGAAGAUCUAUCUGAUUCAACCCAGCGACCCUCCAACUCCGACAAUGAACGGGGAAUCUAUUUCGUACCUUUCAGGUGGUGGAAGGAUGCGCAAGAUUCAUCGAUAUCAGAUGAAUCCGAUGGGAAUAGAGGGGUUCUGUACAAGGGAACUUCAGGUUCUUCCUAUGCGGGUCCUAUGAAGCUCAUCAACAACAUAUUCAACUCGGAUCUUGUAUUGAAUUUGAGGAGAGAAGAGGAAUCUUUGCCCAACGGUGAAAAUGACGAAGUAGGUGUCUCAGGACGAGACUUUGCAUUGGUCUCGGGGGAAAUGUGGUUGAAGGCACUCAAAUGGCAUAGUGAUGCCAAAGUUGCAUCCAAGUGUGGCAAAACCAUUUCUGCUGCAGGAGAUGAUAUGUCGGAUGUCUACCCUUUACAACUGAGGCUUUCUGUGCAGCGGGAAGUGAAUUCGUUAGGUGUAAAAAUUAGCAAAAAGGACAAUUCAACCGAGCUUUUCAGAAGAGCCUGCAAGAUUUUCAGUGCUGAUUCUGAGAUGUUACACAUCUGGGACUUUUCUGGGCAAACAACCCAAUUUUUUAUGAACGACAAAAGCAAAUUCCCAAAAGACUGUCAGCGGCUGUUGGAUCAGGAGAUUCUCCUGGAGUUACAAGUUUAUGGGCUAUCUGAUAACAUGAAAUGCAGAGAAGGGAAAAAGGAUGAUGCUGCUUUACAAAUUUCUAAUGGGACACAUUCUUCUGGAACAUCAUUUAUGGUGAAUGGAAGUGCUGGCAACAUCAGCAAUGGUUUUUUUCGUAGUAAUUCUUCAGCUUCCUUUGGAAAAUCUGGAGAAGCUGGCUCUUUGGGAUUGACAGGAUUGCAGAAUCUUGGAAAUACUUGUUUCAUGAAUAGUGCCAUUCAGUGCUUAGCACAUACACCAAAGCUUGUAGACUAUUUUCUUGGAGAUUAUGGUAGAGAAAUAAAUCAUGACAACCCAUUGGGCAUGGAUGGUGAGAUUGCCUUAGCUUUUGGGGAUUUGUUAAGGAAAUUAUGGGCUCCUGGAGCAAGUCCAGUUGCACCAAGAAUGUUCAAGUCAAAGCUUGCUCGAUUUGCGCCUCAAUUCAGUGGCUUUAAUCAACAUGAUUCUCAGGAGCUCCUUGCUUUCUUGUUGGAUGGACUUCAUGAGGAUCUCAAUCGUGUAAAAUGUAAACCUUAUGUAGAAGCCAAGGAUGGAGAUAGUAGACCAGAUGAAGAAGUUGCUGAUGAGUAUUGGCGGAAUCAUGUGGCUCGCAAUGACUCUAUUAUUGUCGAUGUCUGCCAAGGUCAAUAUAAAUCAACAUUAGUUUGUCCUGUUUGUAAGAAGGUAUCUGUUACAUUUGAUCCAUUCAUGUACUUAUCGCUACCUCUACCUUCAACGAAUAGACGGACUAUGACUUUGACAGUUGUGAGUGCUGAUGGAAGUAGUCAGCCAUCUCCAUAUACCAUUUCUGUGCCAAAGCAUGGAAAAUGUGAAGAUCUUAAUAAGGCUCUAAGCAUUGUUUGUUCUUUAGGGGUUGAUGAGACCCUACUGUUGGCUGAGGUUUACAAUAACCGCAUUAUACGAUAUUUGGAAGAACCAGCUGAUUCCUUAUCAUUAAUUAGAGAUGGUGACCGUCUCGUUGCUUAUCGGUUAAAGAAAGAGUUGGACAAUGUGCCUUUGGCUGUGUUUAUGCAUCAGCAUAUGGAGGAGCAGUACAUCCAUGGGAAACUUACUUCAAGUUGGAAAGCAUUUGGAAUUCCACUUCUAGGACCAGUCCAUAAUUUUGUCAUUGGAUCUGACAUCCAUAAUUUAUAUCUAAAGUUGCUUACUCCAUUUCGAUUAGCUGCUGAUGAUACCUUGGGCAGUAGUGAUACCUGUAAGAGCACCGCUGUUGAAGAUGCUACAGGAAUGGAGGAUAACAAUGAUUCUGCUUUAGGAGGAAAUGCAAAUCUCUUCAGUGUAGAAGGGGCCAACUCUCCCUCAGAUUCUGAACUGAAGUUUUAUAUAACUGACGAGAAGGGAACAGUUAAGGACUCCAAGAUCAUAAUAAAUGAGCCAGUCCCAGUAACAGGAAUGCCCAAACGGUUUAAUGUUCUUGUAAGUUGGCCAGAAAAACAGAUUAAGAAAUAUGACACCCGCCUCCUUAGCUCAUUACCCGAGAUUUUCAAGUCUGGCUUUUUUGCAAAGAGACCUCAGGAGUCUGUUUCUCUUUACAAGUGUCUUGAAGCAUUUUUAAAGGAGGAACCUCUUGGACCGGAUGACAUGUGGUUUUGUCCAAGUUGCAAGAAGCAUCGUCAAGCCAGUAAAAAAUUAGAUCUAUGGAGACUGCCAGAGAUUCUGGUUAUUCAUCUAAAAAGGUUCUCUUAUACCCGAUUUAUGAAGAACAAGCUUGAGGCGUAUGUUGACUUCCCUGUUGAUGAUCUAGAUUUGUCAGCUUACAUUUCAUACAAGAAUGGCCAAUCAUCUCAUCGUUACAUGCUUUAUGCUAUCAGUAAUCACUAUGGAAGCAUGGGAGGCGGGCAUUACACUGCUUUUGUCCAUCAUGGGGGUGAUCGCUGGUAUGACUUCGACGAUAGCCAAGUUCAUCCAAUCAGUCAGGACAAGAUAAAGACUUCAGCUGCUUACGUUCUUUUCUACAGAAGAGUUGAAGUUUAACUUGGAGUAGAAUUACCACUUGUUGAGAACCAUGUAGAAGCUAGAUGGUUAGUGAAAUUAUUAACAUUUUCAUCCUAGUCUUAUGAGUAUUGUCUGAGAGGGUAGCAUUCUUUUGUUUUUACCAUUAUUUAGUUCAAGUUAAAUAGUGUUGCCAGCAUGGAUUGAAGGGAAAGGAGGAUUAAAAUAGGCGAAGGAGAUGAUUUUAUCAUAGAAACAAUUCAAGUAAACAUACCAAGAGAGACCUUUCUUAUACCUAUAAACAUAGGUAAGAGAGUUCUGUAAAGGGGGUUGCUUUAAACCCCCCAAGAAACUGUAGUUCUUGCUUACUCGUGUAUAACUCUUGUACAACUACUGAUUGGAAAAUAUUGGAAUUAUUUGACAGGCAAUUUUUUGGUUAUUAAUUACAAAUUGGUUUCAUAAUAA
Messenger RNA from Hevea brasiliensis (rubber tree), 3211 nucleotides. RefSeq names its product ubiquitin carboxyl-terminal hydrolase 8. Gene Ontology annotation, molecular function: cysteine-type deubiquitinase activity. The record is from RefSeq and is a predicted model, not a curated record. Lineage: Eukaryota; Viridiplantae; Streptophyta; Magnoliopsida; Malpighiales; Euphorbiaceae. The transcript has 13 exons. Bases 125 to 2788 code for a protein of 887 amino acids. Gene Ontology annotation, biological process: protein deubiquitination.